This is a messenger RNA of Patella vulgata (common limpet), 2358 nucleotides long. RefSeq names its product acid-sensing ion channel 1C-like. Gene Ontology annotation, biological process: sodium ion transmembrane transport. Gene Ontology annotation, cellular component: membrane. Bases 88 to 1338 code for a protein of 416 amino acids. Lineage: Eukaryota; Metazoa; Mollusca; Gastropoda; Patellidae. The record is from RefSeq and is a predicted model, not a curated record. The transcript has a single exon. Gene Ontology annotation, molecular function: ligand-gated sodium channel activity.
GAAACCACGCUACAUGGCUGUAAGAAUACAUUUAGUAAGCAGUACGGGCCUGUGAAAAGAACACUGUGGUUUUUAUGUGUUAGUAUAAUGGUUGGAACCCUGAUGUACACGACUUGUACUUUCUUUAUGAAAUAUCUGGAAUUUAAUUUUGUGACCAGGACAAGUGUGACGUAUCAUCAUGAAUUGGAAUUCCCGGCUAUCACUCUCUGUAGCUUAAAUCCGUUUGACAAAAAUAAAUUUAAAAAAUCCAACAUCUAUAACACUAAUAAAGCGGAUCCUAGGGUGGCGGACUAUGUUGAACAUAUAAGACGUGGACGUAGAGUGAUAAAUGAAUCUUAUUCCAAAUGGAUAGAUCUGAGACCGGACGAAACAGAAUUAAACAAGUUGGGAUUUGAUAUCAAUGAUAUGAUACUGAAUUCAUUAAUAAAGCCUGGAAAAUCGUACAAUGUGAAAUCCGAAUUCUCAGUAACCUACCCGUUACCUUUACAAAAAUGUUUCACUUUUAACGGGAGAUAUUGGAAUAAGACAUAUGACCACAAACCGCUUAAGUUCAAAGCAGACACGUAUUUGUAUUUAAAACUGGACACUCACACAGACAGGUAUGCUUUUAAUACUUGGACAAUUGGCGUUCAACUUAUCCUGCAUCAUCCUGAUGAUCCAUUCCAUAAUCGUUCCCUAUCAUUCGUGCUUUCGCCAGGAUAUUUGCACAGGAUUCAAAUCUCUGAAAAGAGAUAUAAAUAUCUUACUAGUCCUUACAAUUCUUACCAGAAUCAGGAAUGUGUACAAGUGGAGAAAUCAAAUCAAGGGUCCGGUGAAUAUCGUCCUCCGUACUCCUAUGGUGAUUGUAUUAUUAAAUGUCUGACUAAUCGAACUCAAUCGCUGUGUGGAUGUAUCAUAGAAUCACUUCUUCAUGACAGCUCGAGUGUAUUUUGUACUGUUGCUGAAAGACAUUCUUGUGCACUGCGAUUAUCUAGGUCUCCCGAGUUUUGUGAUUGCAAAAGACCGUGUUUUGAAACCAAGUAUGAUUAUGAACUUUCUUCCUAUACGUUGACACCUGACCGAUGGAGUCCCAGCACAUUGUUUUCAACGAUUGAAUUUAAAGACAUGACAAUCACUUCGGUCGAACAUGAACCGGAGUUGGACAUUGGGGAUAUUAUCAGCCAUCUUGGAGGUUACAUGGGCUUCUGUCUUGGAGCUAGUGUAUUAACAUUUAUAGAGAUGGUUGAGGUUGUAUUGAAGAGCUUAAAGGCGAUCAGGCUGCACCGACAGAGUACAGUGAACAGUCCACAAAUAUCACCACCAAAUCCCGGUGAAAACCAUGAAAUAGAUAGUAACUGACAAUAAUGUUACCAGCCGUUUAAAUCUAAUGUUGUAACGUCGAGAAUUUCUGUACCAUUAUUCUAACAAACUAAAAUAACCUUUGUAUAUGACUUUCUAGUUAAAGAUACAUUAUGGGAGAUUAGAUAAAGAGCUGGCAGUUCUCACUAGAAUAGUUAAAAAAUAGAUACGGUAAAGGCAAUUUGCUGAAAAUUUCAGUCAAAGUGAUCAAAUGUGAACCGAGAAUUAAGCGAUUGAAAUUUCGACCUAGCCUCGAUCAUCAUUACUAAAGCCUGUACGAUAAAAAACAUAGUUUCGAUUAUCCAUUUCGUGAUUAUAUUAUGAAUGGAAGUCGAGCUAUCAAGUGGGAUCAUAAUCCAGUAAAUAUCGUAGGCUAGCGAUUCCAUCGAGAGUUGAUUGUGAACUGGAAUUGGCAGAUUUAGCUCUUGCAUUAUGUAUGUUUAAUUCAAUAAUUGUUAUAUGUAGUGCGAUGAUAUUAAAUACUUAAAGUAGCUAAGUUUCUACCUCAAUAUUAUCCAAAGUCUUACACGUUGAAAAUACGAAUUAUUUGUCAAUUUAAAUCAACAUUGAUGUUGUGAUCUUACCGGGAAAAGAUGGCCUUCUGAUAUCCAAUAUUUAAGACAAAAUAAAAAUUUUACCAUUGGUACACGAAUGCGUUUUAGCGUCAUUUGCAACAAGUGACCAGAAAGAACGAGGCUAGACAUAUUCAACUGGGGGGGGGGGGGGCUGCUCAAUAGACUGGAAUAACCAGACGUUAGAAAUUGCUGUAGGGUUGAGACACGUGCCGUAUUUCGCUGAACAUAAGUGAUUUAAAAUUAAGGGUCAAAACGGAAACAAUUGAAUGUAAAUCAGUUUAUAUACAAUUAGAUUACAUUAUUAUAUGCCUUUCGACCCAUUUGGGUCAAUUUCUAGGUCCCAAAUAUUAGUGAUUUAGCUCCUUUAACAACCCGCGUUAUAUAAACUAAAUAGGUCUAAAGCUGUUCUCAGUAUAUAAUAUUUUAAAAAACCACACAAUUUUUA